Molecule: messenger RNA, 1948 nt
Organism: Rubroshorea leprosula
Lineage: Eukaryota; Viridiplantae; Streptophyta; Magnoliopsida; Malvales; Dipterocarpaceae
Source: the annotation of a GenBank genome assembly
ACCACCGGCCACCGCACUCACCUCUUUCAAAAUUAACUUCCUCCAUCCUCUGUUUGCCGAUCUCACAACUGGGUUUCAAGAAAUGAGCCUGUGCGGCGGGAGUGUUUCUGCGGCAGACUUCACCUGCCAAACCAACUCAAUUCCCAUGCCCGCAGGACAACAGAGUUUGAAAUUUUCAUUUUUACAAGCAAGCAAAAGCACGAAUGGGAGGAACGUCGCCCGUGGUCCUUUGCAGGUAGUGUGUAUGGAUUACCCAAGACCAGAGCUUGACAACACUGUUAAUUUCUUGGAAGCUACUACUCUAUCUUCAUCUUUCCGUGCUUCCCCUCUACCGGCAAAGCCACUCAAAGUUGUAAUUGCUGGGGCAGCUUUAGUUGGUUUGUCCACUGCAAAAUAUUUGGCAGAUGCAGGUCACGAGCCUCUGUUGCUGGAAGCAAGAGAUGCUCUAGGAGAGUUCAGCUGGUUUGAUUUCCCAGAAGUUCUACCAGCACCUUUCAAUGGAAUAUGGGCCAUAUUGAAGAAUAAUGAAAUGCUGACUUGGCCAGAGAAAGUGAAAUUUGCAAUUGGGCUCCUGCCAGCAAUGAUUGGUGGGCAGGCUUAUGUUGAGGCUCAAGAUGGUUUAAGUGUUACACAGUGGAUGAGGAAUCAGGGCAUGCCUGAUCUAGUGACUGAUCAGGUGUUUAUUGCCAUGUCAAAGGCUCUAAACUUCAUUAACCCAGAUGAACUUGCAAUGCAGUGCAUACUGAUUGCUUUGAACAGAUUUCUUCAGAAAAUGGAGCUUAAUGAUGAUGGGACUCUAAAGAGCUUUGUACUAAGUGGUGGUGAUGUGAUUGAAGGAGAUGCUUAUGUGUUUGCUACUCCAGUUGACAUCCUGAAGCUUCUUUUGCCUGAAAGUUGGAGAGAGAUUCCGUACUUCAAGAGAUUGGAGAAAUUAAUUGGAGUCCCAGUCAUUAAUGUUCACAUAUGGUUUGACAGAAAACUGAAGAACACAUAUUAUCACUUACUCUUCAGCAGAAGUCCCCUUCUAAGUGUGUAUGCUGACAUGUCUGUGACAUGUAAGGUCAACAUUGUCAUUGAUGGCUAUCUAUUUCGUUGUUCUACCUCAACUUAUGUUUCUUUAAGCCAGCAGGAAUACUAUAACCCAAACCAAUCCAUGUUGGAGUUGGUUUUUGCCCCUGCAGAAGAAUGGAUUUCAAGAAGUGACUCUGAAAUUAUUGAUGCUGCAAUUAAGAAACUUGCUAAACUUUUUCCAGAUGAAAUCUCUGCAGAUCAGAGCAAAGCAAAUAUCUUAAAGUAUCAGGUUGUUAAGGCACCAAGGUCUGCAUACAAAAUCACCCCAAAUUGUGAACCAUGGCGUCCUAUGCAAAGAUCUCCUGUAGAGGGGUUCUAUCUAGCAGGUGACUACACAAAGCAAAAGUAUUUGGCCUCAAUGGAAGGUGCUGUUCUUUCAGGGAAGCUUUGUGCACAGUCUGUUGUACAGUCAAGGCGUCAUUGGCUUAUUGCUGAUAUACUGAGAUGUGCAGGAUCACAAAUUGCUUGUUUCGUUGGGGGAAAGGAAGUUGGCAGCGGCAAUACUCUGAUUACAUAAUUGGGAUUAGAUUUUGCGAGGCACUGAGAAUCAUCUAGAGAUUGGUUGCUUCACAAAAACAAGGUGGUAUAUUAUUUCAGCAAUGUUGAUAUCAUUAGUUCAUUACCCCAUAAAAAUUGGUAAUCUCUACAAAGACAGCUUCCUGAACUCUUCAAAAGUUUAUAUCCUUAAGUUCUAUCAUUAGUCAUUUUGUAGUUAGUUAAUAGCUAUCUUUAUUGGCAAUAUGAGUAAGCCACUUCUGUCUUUUUGUCGUUUUCUUUCUACUGUUCUCUCUCUCUCUCUCUCUCUUUCAGGUGUUGUGUAAUCCAGUCUUCAAUGUGGGGCUGUCUUUGGACUGCAAAAUCAAGAACCUUUUUUUUU